Argiope bruennichi is the source of this 4484-nucleotide messenger RNA. Its product is annotated as polypeptide N-acetylgalactosaminyltransferase 2-like. Lineage: Eukaryota; Metazoa; Arthropoda; Arachnida; Araneae; Araneidae. The coding region runs from base 85 to 1722 and encodes 545 amino acids. The record is from RefSeq and is a predicted model, not a curated record. The transcript is spliced from 14 exons. Gene Ontology annotation, cellular component: Golgi apparatus.
UCUCACUCGGUUCUACCACUUGGUAAGCAAUGCUGGUCUGGAACGGACCGGUGUGGCUUGAUUCUCCGAACGGUUAACGUAUUGAUGUGGCGCCCGAAAAAACGUCGUUUCUUGUGCGUUGGAAUAGCAUGUCUUUUUCUGGUUUAUGUCGUUCGGAUAGAAAUUAACAAGAGUUACGAAAACAGACGACAAAAAUUUCAGGAUUCUUUCUCUUCCGACGUGGCUAUCAAGCCAGUGGUCAUCGAAUUUGACCAUGAGAGAUACAUUGCCGGGGAAAACCGUACAGGAAUCCAUAACUUCGCUAAACAUUCUUUUAACCUACAAGUGAGCGACGCAACACUAGUCGAUAGAGACAUUCCAGAUUCUAAGGGUCCAUUGUGUAAGAAUCGAAUCUACAGCAUUCCAGCCAGUUAUUCCGUCAGCAUUGUGAUAAGUUUCCAUAAUGAGGCAAGAUCAGCCUUAUUGCGAACUAUAGUAAGCAUUUUAAACCGGACACCAAAUCGACUAUUAAAAGAAAUUAUUUUGGUCGAUGAUUUCAGUGACAAUGUUCGGGACGGCUCAGAACUCUCAAGUUUUCCUAAAGUGAAAAUUUUCCGAAACAACCAAAGACAAGGUCUGAGUAGAUCCCGAAUGAUUGGUGCUCAAAAGUCAACGGGAAGUCAUGUGAUAUUUUUAGAUAGUCACUGCGAAGUCAACGCUGAUUGGCUGCCACCUUUGUUACAAAUCGCUUAUGAGCAUCCUAAAGCUUUGGUUAGCCCAGUCAUCGACAUAAUCGAUGCAGAAACCUUUCAGUACAAGCCGUCGUCUGGUGACUUGAAAGGGGGUUUCGAUUGGGCUUUCAAUUAUAAAUGGCAAACAGUUUCUAAAGCAGAUUUUAAUGAGUCCACAUACUUCAAAUCUCCUGUGAUACAUGGAGGCUUGUUCCUUGCAAACAAGUCUUGGUUUAAUGAGCUUGGAGGUCUCGAUAAAGGUUUAGAUGUAUGGGGACUAGAAAAUAUUGAGAUUUCCAUCAAGACAUGGCUGUGUGGGGGCGAAGUUCUGACUGUUCCAUGCUCCAGAGUGGGACACGUGUUCCGUAGCAGGCAUCCAUAUUCUUUCCCUCCCAAUGGCAGCUUAUCAACGUACUUAAAGAAUUCCAAGAGAGUGGCAGAAGCGUGGCUUGACGAGUAUAAAUAUCAAUUCUACGAAGUCAAACCGCAAGCAAAGCAUCAAACUAUUAACAGCAUUGAAGGAAUUCUAAGUCUAAAGCGAAAGCUAAAAUGUAAACCAUUCCAGUGGUAUUUGGACAAUGUUUAUCCAAAUUUGAAGCCCAUAAGUAAAGACAUUUUAGCUAUGGGCCAACUUCAGCAAGAAAACUUGUGUCUACAGAGCCAAAAUGUCAAGGAAAACAAAACGACCAUUGCAUUAGCCCUUUGUGCUGCUAGUAAACCAGAACAGGAAUGGCACUUUGCUAAAUCUGGGGAGCUUCAUCAAGGGAAGAACUGUUUGACAGUGAAAUUAAAUGCGAAGAAGCCAAAAGUUUAUUUAGCAAAGUGCAGUAACAAUACAAAACAGAAAUGGAGCCGUCGUCGCAGGUUACUGAUGUUACAAGGUUUGUGUCUGGAGAAUGUUAUGGAUGCUGUGAUAGGACAUUUUUAUUUAACACUGAACCCAUGCCGCCAAAAAGCAUUCUCGCAAAGAUGGGAUUUUUCUGUGGAAUUGCAAAGCUGGGGUGACAGAUAACAUCAAAUCGAAGAGUUUCGUUCUUGGGAAAGAAAGUAAUGAUUUGAUUUGUUUUUCUAGACAUUGAAUUGAUACCACGUCCCCAAUAUAAGUUUGUCUUGACCAUAUUAGCACAAAAUGCCGAUUAUUUUUACGAUAUUUUCCCGAAAAUGACCGGCAUGCAGAACAUCGGGCAACUUUGUGUAAAUAGAGGUGUGUGAAACUCGUUACCCACAUGUUCAAGAUUAUUUCUAGAAAUGACUUGGAUAAAAACAGUUUUAAAAUUCAUCUUUCUUCUGUGAAGAACUCGUGGCGGAGGCUAUAGAAAUUAUUCCUUGAAAUGAAACUGAUAAACGAACCUAUUGUAUUUAUUUAUCCUCUAUGUGGACUUUAUGGUGAAAGCCAUCAAAAUAAGCAAUUGAUCAAUACAAUAAUUGUGGUAGUGAAAUUAGAAUUCUUUAUAUUAUUUCGAAAUAUUACCAUUUGGAUAAAAUAUAACGAAUGAUUUGGAGCUAGAUGUUAGUAGGGACAGUAUUUAGAAAGUAAAAUGCUGAAAUAGUUAAAUAAUUAUUUAAAAUAACGGCUGCUAGACGUCUCGUUCCACAAAUGGGUGAAAUAAUAUUAAAAGAUUUUUUUUUCUUUGCAUAAAUGCUUCCCAAAAAUAAAUUAAUAAUUGAAAUUCAUUUUUAUCCAUCUAAAUGAGUAAGAAGCUUUUGGAAAUAUGGUAUAAGAGUAAGCUGCAACUCUAAAUUGUAAGAAUUUAUUGUUCCCGUAAACCAGAUCUGUGAAGGAGAUAGAUUUACUUCCCUGUCUUUUUACAAGCAUGCCAAACAGGUUGAUUAAGGGAAAAAAUUAAUCGAUUCACAUUGAAAUAUCGAAAGAAACGGGUAUGAAAUGCUACAAAUCACUUCCAUUUGUCUUUCACAUAAUUUUCGAUUAAAGAUGAUAUUCAGCAUUUCGUUUAAGACUCUAUUCGUUAUGACUUAAUAGUAAGAGCUCUGUUCCUCGAGUUGAGGAUUCAGAUUGGAAAUUCAAUGCCAUCAAAGAUCAGCAUGUAUAUGUACCUGGUAAACACUGAAUCAUUUUAAAAGUCAAACAUUUGCCCCUGAUGUGGCACAUCUUGGAGACUGAGAGAUUCCCGUUUGGUUUUAUUCGAGCACGAUUCAAAACUUUAAGAUUUUUUCUAUAAUUGUAUUGUUGAUAUCUUCGAUAUUAUGCGUGAAAGAUUAAAAUAAUGAAUUGAUUUAAUUAACAAAUUAAUCAGUUCCUUUCAUUUUCAUUAAUUUGUAUUUAAAGGAUUAUGUACUGACAUUUUGAAGUGAAUACUGAACUGGAAAAGUGAAAUGGAAUGUUGAUUAUAUCCUGGAAUGCAUUAGGCUACAAACAUCUGCCACUUUUGCGGAAGAAAUAAUGAACAACUGAAGACGAAAGGUGAUAAACGAUGCAGGUGCCGUUUUUGCGAAUAUUUCGUGAGCAUAGCGACGAAAGCGUGUUGAAUGUUAAGUCUAAGUUACAACUGCGGCUAGAAGUAAUAGAGUAGGAGGGAGUAAUAGGUGAGUUAUUAUGUAAAAUACAAUUCAUUGGUUAUGAUCAUGUGUUGUUGAUUAUAAGAAAGAUUAUUGUAUGCAGUUGCUGUGAAUUUUCAGUUUGUCACAUUUUAACAUUUGUACUUGUCGGCAUGUAUGAUCAUGGACCAAACGCUGAUAUCUGAACUCCCCCUAUUAACAAAAAAUGACCAACAAUGUUGUUUCAAUAUCUUCAUGAUAUCGACCAGAGUAUCGAAAGUGGAGAUAUCGUUCAAUAUCUUGUGCUAAUAAUUCUCAUACAUUGAUAAUGAGAUUACAAUAUAAGAACUCAUACUGUAAGCUCAUUAUCAAUAAAUGGGAACUAUCAAUGAUCAAAUACAAUCUUAUAUCAUCAAUUUAUAUAUAUAAUAUAGAUUUUAUUUUAAUGUAAACAUAUAUUCAAAACUAGGAAGAAAAAUAACUGAGAAUUUUUUUUUUAAUUUGUUACUGCCCUUUUAUAAUUAGCUUUUGGAUUAAAGUGGCCAUAAAAAACAGUUCUAAACAUUAAACGGAACUAAUUAUAAGUAUUUUAUAUUUUUCCCCCAAAUUUUCAUGCAAGUAAUUUGAAAUUAAAGUAAUAGAACAUAUUUGAAGAAUAAAUAAUUAGACAAAUUUGUCUGCAUUUUCAAAUUAUGUUAUCCAAAAUGUCUUCCUUCAAACUAUUUGAAUGAAUGAAAAUUAUGUAGUUUAAAAUUAUUUCUUGAGAUUUAACCAAUAAAUCACCAAACGAACCUUUUAAUAUUCAUUUAGUAAACAAAACUAAUUUGGAUUGACAGAAGGAAUUAGACAUAAACGAAAUAAGAAGCAGAUUUAGUUGGGUUUUUUUAGCUGUCUAAAACUAGUUGCUACUUUACUAGUUUCUGAAAAAUUUUCAGUUAUUUAAAGAAGCAGAACAAAAAAAAAUUAGCCAUAACUUAUUUACUAAAUGAAAUUUGGCAUAUUUGUGCAUUUUUUCAUAUAUUAGUGUUACAUUGAAAGAUGUACGUACAUCAGUAUUUUAAAGAAAUCAAUUAUUGUGAUAAAAUGUCUGUGAUAUUGUAUUAAAUAUAAAUAAUGUAAACUUAAUAUUAAGCAUGUACAAUGGUUUUAAUGGAGAAAAUGUCACUGUGAGUAAAACAUUCUGAUUUUCUGUAUACAAAUUUUAGAGUUUUAUAUCAUAUUUGUAUAUGUAAUUUAAUUGCUAUUAAUCACAAAAGCAACCGUGUAAAUCACAUUUUA